Messenger RNA from Theobroma umbraticum, 1778 nucleotides. Its product is annotated as Exostosin family protein. The record is from RefSeq and is a predicted model, not a curated record. Gene Ontology annotation, molecular function: glycosyltransferase activity. Lineage: Eukaryota; Viridiplantae; Streptophyta; Magnoliopsida; Malvales; Malvaceae.
AUUACUGCAAUGUUUCAUUGUCAGUUUUGGAACCUGAACCUCUCUUCGCCCCCAACAAAGCACAAUUCCAAAAAAGCGGAGUGCCAAACUGAGUUCCUGUUAAAAAAAAAAGGAACACUACAAAAUACAGAGAUUAAAAAACCAAAAACCCAGAAAAAGAUCAUGGUUAGCCACAUACAGAAGGGUUCUUAGACUUACUGUGUUUUCUCCAUCUGCUUCCACCAUGGCCUGCAAGACCCAAAUCACCUCAAUCUUCUUCUCCAUCAAAUUCCACUUCUUCCUUCUAUCGAUCAUCAAUUCAGCAUCUUCCCAACAAAUCUUGAACACUGAAUCAACAACAAACCGGACAACGACAGAAGACUGCAACAACCGUUGGAUCCACAUCAGGAACCUCCCCUCUAGAUUCAAUCUUGAUCUACUUACUAACUGUUCUGAAUACCCACUUUUUGAUGACUUUUGUCCUUACUUAGCAAACCACGGCUUGGGACCAAAAACCCAUGCCAAAUCUCGUAGUUGGUACCGUACUGACCCUUUGUUACUGGAACUCGUUUUCCAUAGAAGAAUCCUGGAGUACCCUUGUCUUACAGAUGACCCUAAUGUUGCAAAUGCCAUCUUUCUUCCUUAUUAUGCUGCCAUUGAUUCGUUAAGGUAUUUGUAUGGGCCUGAUGUGAAUUCCAGCUUCCAACAUGGGAUGGAAUUGUUUGAUUUUUUGCAAUCUGAUGAACCUGGAAUAUGGAAGCGGCAUAUGGGCCAUGAUCAUUUUUUAGUUAUGGCAAGACCUGCUUGGGAUUUCUCUCAGCCGUUGAAUAAUGAUCCUCCUAUAUGGGGUACUUCAUUUCUUGAAUUGCCUGAGUUUUACAACGCCACUGCUUUGGUUCCUGAGGGAAGAGCUUGGCCUUGGCAGGAACAUGCUGUGCCUUAUCCUACGUCGUUUCAUCCUCAGAAUUUGGCAUUCUUUGAGGCUUGGAUUCAACGGGUGAAGAGGUCCAAGAGGACUACUUUAAUGUUGUUUGCUGGUGGCGGUGGAAUUGGUGCCACCCCAAAUAUCAGGAGGAGCAUAAGGAAUGAAUGUGAGAAUAGCAGCAUCAACAACAACAGCAGCAGAUUUAACGUUCUUGAAAAUAAUGUGAUGUACUCAAAGAUAUGUGAUAUAGUGGAUUGCUCGAACGGGAUAUGUGAGCAUGAUCCUAUAAGGUACAUGAAGCCUAUGCUACAAGCAACCUUUUGUUUGCAGCCUCCAGGGGAUACUCCAACUAGAAGGUCAACUUUUGAUGCAAUCCUUGCAGGUUGUAUACCAGUUUUCUUUGAAGAAUUGUCAGCAAAAAUGCAGUACGUGUGGCAUUUGCCGGAGGAGAAAUAUGCAGAGUUCUCGGUGUUUAUACCAAAGGAGGAGGUGGUUUUUAAAGGGUUAAGGAUUUUGGAUGUGUUAAUGGGGAUACCAAGGAGUGAGGUGAGGAGGAUGAGGGAAAGUGUUCGUGAUUUGAUCCCUAGAGUUAUGUAUAGAAGGCAUGGUAGUUCACUGGGAUUGAGGACCAAGAAGGAUGCAUUUGAUACUGCGAUGGAUGGAACUCUACAAAGGAUGAGAGAGAGGCUUGCCAACAUAUUAGCUCGCUGACCUAAGUUCAAUUUGGUUUCUUAUCUGUAUUUACUACUGGUAUUUUACUUAUAUACUACAUUUUUUUGCCCUUUUCAGCUUCCUACUUCACUGCAAAGGUGCAGAGAGAAUGUGAUGAUUUCUAUAUUAUUUAUCAGUAUAAAAUAUUCAGUUUUUGCAAGCA